UAGACUAUAUUAGUAUGUAAUAGAUUUACAGAAUGACGGACGCUAUAUAUAGAAUAUCAUGGUGUUAUCUGUAGUUAGCCUAACAGGAUCGGCGGACUUCUUGGCUGUACCUAACCCUAAAAACAGAAAAUCUGCCUAAAAAUUCAUAUCUCCAUCGUCGUGUGAGAGUUUUCAGGGGACCAGUCAAGGACAUUUAAUAAUUUCUUGACCCAACAUUUGUCGUCAUUCUACUUUAGUGUGAUGAGACGUUUACCAUGACACUAGACGUAACUUUAGAAUGAAUGCCAGAGUUUAUCCAGGAGCCCAUUCCCUCAGCUAUGGGUGUUACAUCCAUUAGUUCCCUUUGAGCACGCCGGUAAACGGAGGUGUUUCAUUGGACAGAUCUGCUAACGUUGAAGGGGGCGUGAAGUUUGCUGCUAGUAGCUAGCGUCCGUGUGAUCAUCUGGGAUCCUGUCCAUUCUUGGCGGCGUCCUGCAGAAACGAAAUACGAGAUUGUGGAAUCUAGAUUAUUACCAACAAACACAGUUUAGUUGACAUGUGUCAGCCGUAGUAGCUAUUAGGGUGAUGGACAGGAACAUUUAGUGAAAUGGUGAACUGGCCUUCCUCUCUGGACAUGGCAUUGCGGCUAUUAGCGUUAAUGCUAACUUAGCUCGUUAGCUUAAGAGGCUAGGUAGCUGGGCUGUUGGCUGUCGCUAAAUCGACUAGCUAGCGAUAAGUAUAGCACUAGCUUACGUUAGCUAGAAAGUAUAUUCGCUUUAUGAGAAUCACUUAACAGCACCGUCGUUAGAUUAACGCCACCUACGUUAGGUUGAGACUAACAUUCAUUUUGUAGUCAAAGUAACCAGUGGGCUAGUCUGGCUGACGCUAAGUAAUUUAAGGCGCUAACAUGCAGUAGUAACUAGUUGAGUAUUGUUUCAGUCGUCAACCACUGCUGCUUUGCACCAGCAGACUAACGGGUCGGUGGCUAUCAGUUACCGGGCAUUGUGCGGUAUGUAGCCAUAGCACGCUAACAAUCAGUAAAGUUGGAAACUGGUAAUAACGUUACAGAGAACGUUAGCAUAUGCCAGUUCUGGCUGACUAGUCCUGAUGUGAAAAACUGUAGUGAUAACAUUGCCAGUGUUAAGUUGGCGCAGGACUGGACGAUAGGGCCUUGCAUGCAGCUCUGGGCUACCUCCAUUGCGAUAGCUAGUUUGCCUCACGUCAGUUCGUUUGCAUGAUUGAUGGUACCUCUUCAAAUCAUGUAAAGUUAGCAGAGUUUGGAGAGCAACAAUGUAACAUCACUGAGCUGGUUAGCCAUUUUAAGUUGGUGAAUUGUUGACAGGCAACCCUAGCUAGCAAAAUGAACAAUCCAGGAGUCUUGCCACAAGAAAAGAUGGAGCUGGAUCUGGAAAUCCCAUCUUCGCUAGUUCAGACCGACGGACACUUGAGAAGAUCCAACAGUGCACCCAUGAUAAAUGGCUUAAGUGAUAACUCACAAGUAUUCCAGAGAGAAGUCCUGCGUAGCCGGAGAAAUAGCACAACAGUUGUUAACAGGCCCAACAUGGUUCCUUCAUCACCUAUUCGUGUCCCCAGCACCAGACUUCAUCAGAUAAAACAAGAGGAGGGUGUAGACGUGAUGAACAGAGAAACUGCUCAUGAACGGGAAGUUCAAGCUGCCAUGCAAAUGAGCCAGUCCUGGGAAGAAAGCCUUAGUCUGAGUGACAAUGAUUUGGAGAAGUCGGCAUCUUCGUCCCCAAAGCGCAUCGACUUUGUGCCUGUGUCACCUGCCCCGUCCCCAACCAGAGGGAUAGGAAAAAAGCAGUGUUUCUCUCCUUCACUACAAAUCCUCGUGAGCAGCAAUGGCCUAACACCCAGCCCAAUCCCAAGCCCAACGCGUCGUUUCAGCCGUCGGAGUCAAAGCCCAAUCAACUGCAUCAGAGCCAGCAUACUUGGGCCAAUAAAACGUAAAGGUGAGAUGGAGGUAGAGAGUCAGCCUAAAAGGCUCUUCCAGGGUACCACGACCAUGUUGUCCUCAGACGUGUCGAAUCUUUCAGAUCUCAGUUCCUGUCACUCUCCAGAUUUACUAGAUGGCAGCCUCAGCAGCAUCGGCUCUUCCACCGACUCCCCAGGUAAAAUGGAGGGAGUGUCACCCUCCUCGUCCAGCAACUCACCCUUCACUUCCCUCCAGGAUUUGUCUCCAAAAUGAGCACAGGGUGGUGAGAGACUGAAACGACUGGUGCAUAAAAGUCCCUCUCACCAGGGAACUAGUUUCCUUCUUAGACCCUCCACUUCGCCAUUGCCUAGAUUUAGUUUUAAGCGGAAUUUUCCAUGUUUGCUUCUGAACAGCUGUGUUCAUGGCUAUGCUUCGGAGGAUCUCUGUUUGAAGUAAGGAAACGAAAGCCGUGGAUGAGUUUAAGAGGUAAGCCUACUGACACUGGGAAUGAUUGAAGGCACUGUGAGCACCAGCUGCUAGUAGAGGAUCUUGGGUGGUGCUUGGCUUCAUAGUGAUGUUGUGUUCAUAAGUGGCUAUCCUGCAGAUCAGUCCCACCAGUUCCCCUAAGACAUUGAGCACUGGACAAAAAAAAAAAGACUUUGAAUGUGUACAUUUUUCUGUUACUGUGCUGGAAUACUUCUGUCCACAGCCUUUGGUGUGUACACAGUCUGCAGAUUUUAUAAGAAAAGAUUUAAGUUAUUGUUUUUCUGCUUUGUUUGUAAUUAUGUACAUAUAAUCUUGUCAGAUGUCAUACAUAUUUUUAGGUUUGGCCAUGAGGUCAGUGUUGGUGCAGGUUUUCAACUGCAGUAGUUUUUUUUUUUUUGUUAAAGGAACAUGGACUGCUUCUGGGGUACAACUAUGGAGAUUUCUUUACUGUUUAUCAUGCAAGAAGAUAUGUCUUCUGCAGAUAUUCUGAAUAUUUUUUGAAUAUAGGCUGUGAAAUGUGUUCUGUUGUUUCCCAGCUCAGUUUGUGUGCUCUCCUGUGGUCUUUGAACACUAAAGGUUCCUCUGUAUCCUGUGUUCUUAUCAGGAUGUUUUUUUUGUAAAUAAGCAAAGUAUAGAAAUGAUUUGAUUUUCUUCUGGCAAAAUAUUUUUAUUUAUGCAAAGCUGUUUAUUAUAAAAAUUGGUUGGUGAUAGUUUUCUAUCCCCAGUAAAAGUGAAUCAUAUGUGUUGUCAUUUAUACCAAAUCAACUGACUGCUGGGAUGUGCAGCAAAAACAAAAUGGCACCAUAAAGAGGCUGCUGUUCCUGUGGUGGGUACAUGUAUUAAAAGAGCUUUUUGCACAGGAUACCCAGUCCUGUAAUGUUUUAUCUUAUCUCCCAAGUCUUAAGCAGGAAAAGACAAAAAACAAAACUUGACUUUCAAACUAUCCCAAGAAACACAGUAUGCAAAGCCUGCACUGUGAUUUUUGUACCUGAAAAUUUCACCUGCCAUAUCCCCAGUGUAACUCAAGUUUUGAAUUCCUCUGUGACUCAGUAGCCUUUAAUGUGUAUGUAUAGUAGGAAGUAAUUGUAAAUCAUUUCAUGGUAAUCUGUCCUUUAAUUUAAAGAUGUGUGGUUGCAGUUUAUUUGCUGAAUGUUGUUUUUCAUUUAUACAAUUAAGGAAUUCAGUCAGCUUGCCCUGCUGUCAAUAAGAUCACCCCCUACCCCCCAAAUGACUCCUUAUCCCAGUCAUCUUAACUAUACAGGGAAAGAAUUUAAGUAAUUUUAUGCUGUAUGUCUGUAAUGGAAAGGCUGUACUCUGCCAAGCUGACUAAUGCCUUGCCUAUGCUUGUCAUUUGUGAUUGCCCUCAUAGUGGACACCAGGACUAAAUAAAUUAUUUCUUUAUUAUA
Molecule: messenger RNA, 3804 nt
Organism: Monopterus albus (swamp eel)
Lineage: Eukaryota; Metazoa; Chordata; Actinopteri; Synbranchiformes; Synbranchidae
Gene: pabir2
Product: PABIR family member 2
Exons: 10
Coding region: 1340-2185 (281 amino acids)
Molecular function (GO): protein serine/threonine phosphatase inhibitor activity
Source: RefSeq, a predicted model, not a curated record